AACUUGUCAUUCAUCAGAUAUAAAGAGGUUUACGCAGCAGCUGCUGAGAUCAUUGGUUUAAUCCUAAACUACAUGACUAAGAGAGAAAGUCAAAAUGAAGGGCCCUUAUUUAAUAUUACUAUCACAAAACUCAUGGAUUUGAGAAAGAAGGAGGUGGAUGACAAAUUUAUUGUUUGCCUGAGCAAAGUGUCCAAACACUUCCCACCCUUAAUGGAUCGAUUUGUAAAUCCUGUUUUUUACUUGCUGCCAAAGCUGCAUGGCAUUUUGAAGACACACUGCCUUGAAUGUGUGCAGAGUCGUGCUGAUGUCAUCCCUGAAAUCUACCUGCACCUGAAGACCAAAGGCCUCUCACAGAUCAUGAGCCACAAAGAUGAAGGCAGGCAGCGGGUUUGUCUGGAUAUCAUACAUAAGAUCCUGGCAUGUCUGAAACCCCAAGAGCUGAAGGAGAUUUUGGGAACCGUCACAGCAUUUGUGUCUCACCCUUCUCCUGUCUGCAGAGAGAGAAUGUAUGACAUCCUGAUGUGGAUCCAGGACAACUACAGGUAACUGACUCUACAAACCUCCUUUUAUCCAGUCCUGUUUUA
Sinocyclocheilus anshuiensis is the source of this 584-nucleotide messenger RNA. Its product is annotated as DNA-dependent protein kinase catalytic subunit-like. Lineage: Eukaryota; Metazoa; Chordata; Actinopteri; Cypriniformes; Cyprinidae. The transcript is spliced from 4 exons. Gene Ontology annotation, biological process: double-strand break repair via nonhomologous end joining. Bases 73 to 546 code for a protein of 157 amino acids. The record is from RefSeq and is a predicted model, not a curated record.